Molecule: messenger RNA, 3448 nt
Organism: Culex pipiens pallens (northern house mosquito)
Lineage: Eukaryota; Metazoa; Arthropoda; Insecta; Diptera; Culicidae
Product: transmembrane protein 198
Exons: 8
Coding region: 1420-2514 (364 amino acids)
Cellular component (GO): plasma membrane
Source: RefSeq, a predicted model, not a curated record
ACUGCAGUCAGUAGUGUGUUGAAACGCAAAUUUUCCCCACCCUGUUUUUAUACUGCCACUGCCAAAUGGAGCAAGCAAAGGAAAGAAAGGGAGUGUGUGUUGUAGGCAGUUUUCUUGCGAAAUUCAGCAGGGAAAUUCGUGGAAAUUGUAGAGUUAAACUAACGUGCUCAGUUUAUACAUGGGUAGCAGAAGGACUUUUUCAAGUAACGUGCUAGAAUUGAGUUUUGAGGUUUUAACUUUCCUCGCGAAAAUGAAAUCGUACAGUGUCCUAGAUAGAAACAUAUUAUUUUAGAUUUUCUAUAACUUGUUUAAGUGCUACGCCAAAUUUUGAACUAACUCUCAAGUAACUAUACUGUCUAUUACUGAAAAGUCCUAAGUUGAGCCGUCCUCACAAGCGAAAAACUAAUCGCGUCAAAGGAUUUUCCCGUCGGAAAAUUCGCAGAGUGCACAAAACUAGAACGACAAAGAAAAUCACGAGUGUGGGGAAAAAGGAAAAUUAGCUUAGGAUAGCCUAUUUUCCCACAGAAGAAAGGAAAAAAAAACAAGAAGACAACUCAACUCGAGAGGAUCCUUGACUUAGAUUGCAUCGUGAAGUGUGCUAAUUUCGCACGAAUAAAAGGACAUAAUCCAAUCGACUCCCCGUAUGGGGGAAAAAUCCCUGCAACAAAAACAACAAACAGUGCUGUGAGAAGGGGGGGAAAAACUGCCAGCCUGAAAACGUGGUGAAAAACGAGGAUGCACCGCAAACUGCUGGGAGCAGAAGGGGAGUCUGUUUGGGAACUGCUGUUGUUGUUGUUGUUGGGAAAAUCGAUACUUGCUUCACGUGGUGGAGUGAAGUAGGCGGCUGCGGCUGCUGCGAUUGUGGGUGGGAGGGAAAUUGGCGUCAAAAUAAGGCAGACAGCAACACAGAAGCAGUCAUCGGAAAAAUGCUGUGGGAUGUGGGUUGGUUGUUGUUUGGAGAUUCGUAGAUCGAAGCAGCACUGAUAGCAGCAUCGGACCAGUGCAGUGCGUUGUUGUGCGUGCUGCAUACCUUGAAGGCGCGCGCGAACAAAGAAAGCGAGUCCCGAGUCUGUCAGUUCAAAAUCCAACAACGAACGAGCGACUGAUAUAGUCGUUGGGUGCUCAAUCCACACCGGGUCGAACAAUAGCCCUGCUGAUUAGCUCCUUCGAGUGGCAGCCAGCUCGAGAGUGUCGUCCUUCCUCGCGUGUCCCCAAAUGCAGACGAAAGAAAAAGGACUCUACCUCCUCCACCAGCCCCAAAGGACAAUGUGUUGUGAUUAUGAACUAGUGUGCAACUCGGCCCGAGGCUAGGACAAGACUGUACAGAACAAAGUUGUUGUUCGUAGUUGUGUGUGUGUUGAUUUGGCCGCGAGGGGGUGAAGAAAAGGAUAGUGAGUCCUUUUUUAGAGGGCUGUCAGGAUGCAUUUCCGUCACGAAGAGAGCAGGCACCUGCUGCGGAAUGCCAGCGCCAGCACGGCCGUGGAGUCCAAGUUUGACCACCACUCGAUUGUGUGGCCGUUCCUGAUACAGAAUGCGAUGGAGAACCCGCUCUGUACGACGGCCACUCCGGCCAACUCGACGGUUUCCGUGCUGCUGUGGACCACAAUCGCGGUCUUCGGAAUCGUGUACACGCUGCUAGGAUAUCGAUGUCUUCGGGCGAUUGGUUUCCUCACUGGUCUGGCAGCAGGGGCCGGAUGCAUCGUCCUGUUGCAGAGCAAAAAUAUUACAGGUUUUGGAAAUUUGGCCGCUCCUGCCCUGGCCGUGGUGGCCGGCCUGUUUGGUGCUAUUCUGGGAUCGACCCACCCAAUCUCGUCCACGUUGAUCGGAGCCUCGGCCGGGGCCCUGGUGGCCGGUGCCACCAUCGCCGCCUGUAUUGCCACACUACCUCAUUACAUCUUUGGAGAAAAUGAGCUCCUGGUAUCGGUCGUGGGCGGUGCAAUUAUCUGUUCAAUUAUCACACUAUUCUGUCCGAAACUGAUGUCAAUCAUCGCUUCCAGUGUUCUGGGUUCAGCCAUGAUCUUGUGCUCGAUUGACUUCUUCAUGCACGGCUUGAACACGAUGGAUUGGUUGUUCAACAUGAAGCCGGACCCAACUCCCCCUCCCUGCUGGGGUGGCGUUAUCCUGUGCUGUUGGCCAAUCGCCUCAGUGUUGGGAGUGUUGGUGCAGUGCUUUGUGACCGCUUGGAAAAUUGACCACCGAAGGCAGAUGAUGCACCGGAGGCGACGGCACUACAAGGGCCGCCAGGGUUCGCGAUCGAGGGAAACCCGCGAGGAGGCCCGCCAGCGGAAGUACCGCUAUCUGUACCAGGUCCGGACCGCCCGGGGUGAUAUCAUCUCGCAGAACUUUGUCUCCGCCCUCCAGAAGCACGUGACCACCGACUCCGGCCCACCGUCCGAGGUGUCUACCAAGACGGGCUCGAACGACCGAAACACGGCCCGCAGCGACCGGACCCACAUGACGAACCUGCCCGAUUCGGACUUUGACAAGCGCGACUCGAGCUACGAGAAGCGUUGACAUUUGGCCAAAUAGCAGCAGCAGCAGCAACAACAACAGCAGCAGCAGUAUCAACAACAACAACAACACUAUCACUACCACUACCCCAACAAUAACCCCAACAGCAACAUCAGCAACAACAGCAAAAACAAAACUGGCAGCAGCUAUCAGCAAAAAUAUGAACGCACUUGUUACUAAUAGUCAGCUAAAAAAUAAAACGAAAUUGAGAAAAGUGGAAGAAAACCAAACAAUGAAUUCGGAACGUGGUUCGAAACAAUACAAAUGCGAGAAAGAAAGCAGCAAAACAAUACUGGUGAUGUGUAGGAUUGUAGGUAACGUAAAGAUAUUUAGCGAAGGAAUAAAAAGAGAAAUAAAAAAAGUUUUUAUACAAAAGAGUCGAAACAGUAGAAAAAGAGAGACAGAGAGAGUAAUCCAGUAACGUUCUAGGGACGGACAAUUUCGAAUGCAGGAACCAUAGAGAAAUGCGCAACAUCUCAAUAAAUAAAGGGCAAGAUUUUAAAAACCAAACACAAAAUUGUAAUUGUAUAAAAUAUAAAUAUUAACUCAAUAACUGAAUCAAAUUCAUUGCUAUAUAAAGAUAAGAUAAAACAAAUAAAAAAACCAUAAUACUUAUUUCAGAGUGUCUGAAGUAAAACUUUAAACGUAAACCUAUGUUUCAUAUGAAUAAAUAAAAACAAAGCUAAGAAGGUUAGAAGGAAGAACGUAUAUCGAAGAAAGGAACAGGAAAACACGUGGAAAUGUGACGAAUGUGAUUCAUUUUUUUACAAAGCAAAGUUUAAAUACAAAAAAGUAUAAAUUACGCAUUUAGACAAAGUCGUGUUCUAGGUGUUAUUUUUCUCUUUACAUAGAAUGCAGCAAAAGAAAGGUUGUUUCGUUUACAGCUCUUGUUUUUGUAUUUUUGAAAACAAGUCCGGAAAAAACAAAAAAGGAAAAA